AUGCCCUCUCACCCCAAUUUCCUCUUCAGGUGGAUUGGACUGUUUUCCGAGAAACUCCGUCGAAAAACGACUGGAAUCGAGGAACAGAACAACGGUGGAGAAUCAACCAGCGGCGCCUACGAUACGCCGGCGCUGAGCUCCGGCGAGUGUUACGCGUGCACACAGGUAGGCGUCCCGGCCUUCCACUCGACCAGCUGCGAUCAAGCUCACGCGCCGGAGUGGCGUGCUUCCGCCGGAUCUUCCCUAGUUCCUAUUCAAGAAGGAUCCGUCCCGAAACCCGCCCGAACGCGAUUCAGACGUCUCAAGGGUCCUUUCGGCGAAGUUCUCGACCCGAGGAGCAAGCGCGUGCAGAGAUGGAACCGCGCGUUGCUUCUAGCUCGCGGGAUGGCCUUAGCGGUGGAUCCGCUCUUCUUCUACGCGCUCUCCAUCGGCCGAACCACCGGACCAGCGUGUCUCUACAUGGACGGCGCGUUCGCGGCGGUGGUCACGGUGGUCCGCACGUGUCUCGACGCUCUUCACCUAUGGCACGUGUGGCUUCAAUUCAGACUGGCUUACGUGUCGAAAGAGUCCCUCGUCGUUGGUUGCGGAAAGCUCGUUUGGGAUCCACGCGCCAUCGCGGCUCACUACGCACGCUCCCUCACUGGCUUCUGGUUCGACGUUAUAGUCAUCCUCCCGGUCCCUCAGGCUGUGUUUUGGUUAGUCGUGCCAAAACUGAUAAGAGAAGAGAAGGUUAAGCUGAUAAUGACGAUCCUUCUGCUAAUCUUCUUGUUCCAAUUCCUCCCCAAGAUUUAUCACUGCAUCUGCUUGAUGAGAAGGAUGCAGAAGGUCACUGGUUACAUUUUUGGGACUAUUUGGUGGGGUUUUGCUCUUAAUCUCAUCGCAUAUUUCAUUGCUUCUCAUGUCGCUGGGGGAUGCUGGUAUGUUCUUGCAAUACAGCGUGUUGCAUCUUGCAUAAGACAUCAAUGCAUGAGGACCGGGAACUGCAAUCUGAGUCUGUCUUGCAAAGAGGAGGUCUGUUACCAAUUUGUGUCACCAACGAGCACAGUUGGAUAUCCAUGCUUAUCUGGAAACAUUACCAGUGUGGUCGACAAGCCUAUUUGCUUAGAUUCUGACGGACCAUUCCGAUAUGGUAUCUACGGUUGGGCACUUCCAGUCAUAUCCAGCAACUCUCUUGCGGUCAAGAUCCUUUAUCCUAUCUUCUGGGGUCUAAUGACUCUCAGUACAUUCGGGAACGACCUUGAGCCCACAAGCAACUGGCUUGAGGUUAUUUUCAGCAUAGUUAUGGUCCUUAGCGGGUUAUUACUCUUCACGCUGUUGAUCGGAAACAUUCAGGUGUUUCUGCACGCGGUAAUGGCAAAGAAGAGAAAAAUGCAGAUACGGUGUAGGGAUAUGGAAUGGUGGAUGAGACGUAGGCAGUUGCCUUCACGGUUAAGACAGAGAGUUAGGAGAUUUGAGCGGCAGAGAUGGACUGCAUUGGGUGGAGAAGACGAGCUGGAACUUAUACAAGACUUGCCUCCGGGUCUUCGAAGAGAUAUUAAACGAUAUCUUUGCUUUGACCUCAUUAACAAGGUACCAUUGUUCAGGGGCAUGGACGAUUUGAUCCUCGACAACAUUUGCGAUCGGGCUAAGCCUCGCGUCUUCUCUAAAGACGAGAAGAUCAUCCGCGAAGGAGAUCCUGUACAGAGAAUGAUAUUCAUCAUGCGUGGGAGAGUCAAACGUAACCAGAGCCUAAGCAAAGGCGUGGUAGCCACUAGUACGCUAGAAUCGGGCGGUUACUUAGGCGACGAGCUACUCUCAUGGUGCCUACGCCGUCCAUUCAUCGACCGUCUCCCUCCUUCCUCCGCGACAUUUGUCUGCCUGGACAACAUCGAGGCCUUCUCCCUCGGAUCCGAAGAUCUUAGGUACAUCACCGAUCACUUCCGUUAUAAAUUCGCCAACGAGCGGCUUAAGCGGACCGCAAGAUACUAUUCCUCAAACUGGAGGACUUGGGCUGCCGUGAACAUUCAGAUGGCAUGGCGCCGGUACAGGAAGAGAACCCGUGGUGGUGAGAACAAAGGCGGUUCGAUGAGCCCUGUGUCGGAGAAUAGCGUUGAAGGCAACAGUGAACGCCGGUUGCUUCAGUAUGCCGCGAUGUUCAUGUCCCUCCGACCGCAUGAUCAUCUCGAGUAA
Thlaspi arvense is the source of this 2169-nucleotide messenger RNA. NCBI's taxonomy places the organism in Eukaryota, Viridiplantae, Streptophyta, Magnoliopsida, Brassicales, Brassicaceae. The record is from the annotation of a GenBank genome assembly.